Calliphora vicina (urban bluebottle blowfly) is the source of this 2942-nucleotide messenger RNA. RefSeq names its product sodium-dependent nutrient amino acid transporter 1-like. Gene Ontology annotation, molecular function: L-amino acid transmembrane transporter activity. Gene Ontology annotation, biological process: sodium ion transmembrane transport. Bases 885 to 2753 code for a protein of 622 amino acids. The transcript is spliced from 11 exons. NCBI's taxonomy places the organism in Eukaryota, Metazoa, Arthropoda, Insecta, Diptera, Calliphoridae. Gene Ontology annotation, cellular component: plasma membrane. The record is from RefSeq and is a predicted model, not a curated record.
AAUCUAAACAGUACCACGACAACCUAAAUAGAACAAAGAAUUUAAAAGGAACACACUGAUGAGUAAAAGUAUUCAGUUCCCUUUUCUUGAUUGUUAUUUUAUUAUUAUUAUUAUGAUGAUGAUGAUGUGAUUGUGUUUUCUUUUCGGUUUCUAUAAAAUAAUAAUAAUAGUAUUGUAAAUAUAAUGUAGAAUUCAGAUGUAAACUCAAGUGAGCAAAAUUUAAAUUUUUUGCAUUUAGUCCUCAGUAUUCAAUUGCUAACCGACGGAAUAAGAACGGGGAAAAAAACCUUUUCUGCAAACUGUUUGUCUGUAACAUCUGCACAGUGGCGCCAAUUUAAGACCAAAAAACAAAACUAAAAACACAAGAAAAAAUCUCGUAAGACACAUAAAUCAAAAUUGAAAGUGAUAAUUAAGUGCGUUCGUUGUAUGAGUUGGUUGGACAAAAGAGAUCUUUAACGUCAUUGCAUAUAAGUACGUUACACUGUAAAUACAUUUACAUAAGUGGACGAAAGAAUUAACAAGAUAAAAGAAAACAAACAAUUUAAAAACAUAACAAAAAAAAAAUAAAAAGAUCAUCAUAGAAAAAAAAUCAUAAAACUGAUCGCGUGUAAACAUUUAACGUACUACUACAAGCAGCAUCAGUCAGUCAGUUAGUCAUUUAUUCAUUCAUUAGCUCAAUAUAUUAUUGCGAAUAUGUACUGAAGGUGGUGGUGAUGUUGCAGUUGGUGAUUAUUGCAGUACAGCUAGUGAUAGUCAUAAUAUAGUAAUUAGUGUGACGUGCUUAAACUAUAAAUAAUAUUUUAUAGUUUAUAAAUAGUGAGAAUAAUAUAAAACACAAAAAAAAUAAAUAAAUACCUAAACAAUACAAAUAAAUAUCUAACAAAAUGAAUUCAGUUGAGGAAGGUAAAAAGUCCACCGCAAAUGCAGAAUCCGAUGGCACCAGCAAUGCGGGCGUUGCUGUUAGCCCGGAAAAUCAACGAGAGAAUUGGGGCAGUAGUUUGGAGUUCCUGAUGUCUUGCAUAUCGGUGUCUGUUGGUUUGGGCAAUAUUUGGCGUUUUCCCUUUACCGCCUAUGAGAAUGGCGGAGGAGCUUUCUUAAUACCCUACAUAGUGGUGCUUUUCUUAAUUGGCAAACCCAUGUACUAUUUAGAAGUUUUACUGGGUCAGUUUACCAGUCAAAGUUCUAUAAAAGUUUGGUCCGUAUGUCCCUCAUUUGUUGGUGUUGGCAUUGGCCAAGCUUAUGCGGGAAUUUGUGUUCUAACCUAUUACUCUAGCCUGCUGGCAUUGACUUUGUAUUAUUUUGUAUCAUCAUUUAAUAAAAUUUUGCCCUGGUCAUAUUGCCGAGAGGAAUGGGGAGGCAAUUGUGUUGACUCCAAUCCAAUAGGAAAUCCUAAUAAUAAUUAUAAUUACAAUAGUAAUAAUGAUACAACAAUUAAUUAUAAGCUACAAAGUAGUUCAGAACUAUUCUUUUUGAGAGAAGUGAUACGAGAGUAUGAUGAUAUUUCCGAUGGCAUUGGUAUGCCCAGCUUGAAACUUACGUUGGCCCUGUUUGUGGCUUGGCUGACAACAUUUUUGGUUAUAGUGCGCGGUGUGAAAACGGCUGGUAAGGCGGCCUACUUUUUAGCCAUAUUUCCCUAUGUUAUAUUAAUAACACUGCUUAUAAGAGCCGUUACCUUGGAAGGUGCUAUGGAUGGUAUUAUAUUCUUUUUGAAACCCAAUUGGAGUGAGUUGUUAAAUUUAAAGGUCUGGAAAGAGGCUGUUGUACAGUGUUUCUUUUCCCUGGCUGUGGGCUUGGGGCCAAUUGUUAUGUUUUCCUCAUACAAUAAAUUUUAUCAUAAUGCAAAUAGAGAUGCCAUUAUCGUUACUAGUCUGGACACUGUAACAAGUUUAAUAGCAGGCAUAACAAUUUUCGGCAUACUGGGAAAUUUGGCCCACAAUCUUAAUGUUAGCAAUAUAGAUGAGGUGGUACGUAGCGGUACCGGUCUAGCCUUUAUAUCGUAUCCAGAUGCUAUAGCCAAAUUUAAGGCCGUACCACAGCUUUUUGCUGUUUUAUUUUUCAUCAUGUUAUUCGUCUUGGGUAUUGGCACACUGGUGGCUCAGGCCAACACAUUGGUGGCCAUAUUGUGUGAUCACUAUAAAUGGAUGAAAGCUUCCGUGGUGGCCUUGAUAACAACAAUUUGUGGAUUUCUUUGCGGCAUCAUAUACGUUACACCGGCCGGUCAAUGGAUCCUAAGUUUAGUCGAUUAUUAUGGAGCUACAUUUGUUAUAUUCGGUUUGGCGUUAUUUCAAAUAAUUGGCGUUGCGUGGGUUUAUGGUUUAAACAAUUUCUGUGAUGAUAUUGAAUUUAUGACCAAACAACAUGUUUCAUUCUAUUGGCGCAUCUGUUGGGCAGUGAUAACACCACUAUUGUUAUUAUUUAUUUUUGUCUAUUCCAUGGCAGAAUUGAAAACAUUAAAAUAUGCUGGCAUGGACUAUCCAGAAUCAGCUAAUAUUGCUGGUUGGAUAUUAUUGGCCAUAGGAUUUAUACAAUUUCCAUUAUGGUUUAUAUGGAGCUCAGCUAGUAAUAGUGAUGGUUCAAUAUGGAAUAGCAUUAAAAAAGCAUCCUCCCCCAGCGAAGAAUGGGGUCCCAGUGAUCCGGUUAUACGCAAAGAAUGGCUGCUUUAUAAACACGAAAUGCAAGAACAGCGUAAAGCUCAAUGUUCAGAGGAGAAAUACUCACAGUUUUCACAAAAAUUAAAAAAUGUAUUUUGCUAAACAUUACAGUAGGUUAUAGAGGCAUUUUUUUUUUAUUUUUAUAUUUAAGCAUUUAUUCUAACUAUGCCGAUAAAGAAAGAGGAAAUUAUAUAAGAAAAAUUGUACUUAAUCAGAAUUAAAUUGUGUAUAUGUGUGUACUUAUGUAGAUAAUACAUAUUGUUAAAAUAAAACUAAUAACUAAAUUAAGAG